Molecule: messenger RNA, 335 nt
Organism: Drosophila busckii
Lineage: Eukaryota; Metazoa; Arthropoda; Insecta; Diptera; Drosophilidae
Gene: BomT2
Exons: 2
Coding region: 52-279 (75 amino acids)
Biological process (GO): defense response
Source: RefSeq, a predicted model, not a curated record
ACAAGUACUUGCGUUUAUUAUUCAGUUCACUUUGAGCAUUUGCCACUCAAUAUGAAAUCAAUUGCAUUAGCGCUAUUGCUGGCGGCCUGCCUCUUGGCCUCGCUGGCGUAUGCUAAUCCAGGCCAAGUGUAUAUCAAUGGCAAGUGCAUAGACUGUAAUCGACCGGAUGGCGACGAUAACAUAAUUAUUCCCAUGGAGCCCAAGAGCGCGGCAAGCUCCUCACAAUAUUUAACUGCGGGCGCUGUGGCAUUUGCUCUGCUUUAUUAUUGCUCCAGCUAAGCUUAAUUGUUUCAAAUGUCAAAUUUUUAUAAAUAAAUUUUUUGAUUGAUUUUAAA